Messenger RNA from Drosophila persimilis, 2361 nucleotides. It is a transcript of the gene Lgr3, whose product is annotated as relaxin receptor 2. Gene Ontology annotation, cellular component: membrane. Gene Ontology annotation, biological process: G protein-coupled receptor signaling pathway. The transcript is spliced from 9 exons. The record is from RefSeq and is a predicted model, not a curated record. NCBI's taxonomy places the organism in Eukaryota, Metazoa, Arthropoda, Insecta, Diptera, Drosophilidae. Gene Ontology annotation, molecular function: protein binding; G protein-coupled receptor activity. The coding region runs from base 1 to 2319 and encodes 772 amino acids.
AUGGUUUAUGGAAGGAGCAUCGCUGUGGGCGUCUGCCUGAUGACCGUCGUCAUGUUGCUCUCCGCCCUGAUAUUCUACUUGAGUCUGGGACCCUGCCCCUCGGGCAGCUUCGCCUGCGACAAUGGCACCCUCUGCGUUCCCCAGCGUCAGAUGUGCGAUAACCGGCCCGACUGUGCCGAUGGCAGCGAUGAGCAUCCUGUGGAGUGUGGCCUGCUCUACGGCAGCAAGGAGAUUGCCGAUAAAAUUGUGCGUAGUGCUAUUGAAAAGAAACAGCAACAGCAGCUACAACUACAGCAACAGAAUCAGUCGAAUGCGAGCACCGUGGAUGCGUCUCCGCCAGCGGUGACAAGGAAUCAGAGCCAGACAAUGAACUGGACUUGUGGUAUCGUCACAUAUCCGCGGAGCUGCCGGUGUGGCCAGGGCACCACCCUCUAUUGCGGCAUCUAUGCUAAGCUGCGUCGCUGGCCGCGCAUCAGUGUGGAGGUGACCAAUCUGAUCAUCAUCCGCAACAACCUUACCCUAAGGGAACAUGUCUUUGCCAAUCUGACGCGUCUUCAAAAAUUAACCCUUAAGUUCAACAACAUAUCACGAGUACCCCUGGGCAGCUUUGGUGGGUUGUCGCAACUGGAACGCCUCGAGUUAAGUCACAACAAUAUCAGUCAUCUCCCACACGGCCUCUUCGGUGACCUGCACUCCCUCCAGUGGCUCUUCCUGGUCAACAACCAUCUGCACCAUUUUCCCAUGGAGCAACUGAAGUCCGUCCACCGCCUAGAAUGGCUCGUCCUCAGCCGGAAUCGUCUCACUUUGCGCAAUGUGCAGUUGCCGAAUAUUUCCUCGCUUUACGAAGUCUAUUUGGAUUACAAUCGAAUUGAAUACGUUGGCGAGGAAACUUUUUCGCAACUGGAUCAUUUACAUUUGCUGGACCUACAGCACAACAUCAUCAGCCACAUCCAUGGACGGGCGUUUGCGAAUCUGGAAAAUAUUCGGGAUAUCCGCCUUGUCGGCAAUCCCAUUAAGGAAUUAUCUGGAGAAACAUUUCUGCACAACACUCGACUGGAGGCACUCUCCCUUGCCCAGAUGCCGCUUCAUAUCCAUCGCAGCCUGUUGCAGCCCCUCAACAUCUCCUUCCUGAAUCUGACGGGCAUCCGGUACGACCACAUCGACUUUGCUGCCAUCAACGGUAUGCGAAAUCUCACGUAUAUCAUUUACGAUCGCUUCUUCUACUGCUCCAUGACGCCCCGAGUGCGUAUGUGCAAGCCAUCAACAGACGGUGUGAGCUCCUUCAAGGAUCUCCUGACCAAGCCGGUGCUGCGCUACUCUGCCUGGGUAAUGGCCACCCUAACCAUAUCAGGAAACGUGCUGGUCCUCUGGGGGCGCUUCAUCUAUCGGGACGAGAACAUCGCGGUGACCAUGGUCAUUCGGAAUCUGGCUCUGGCCGAUAUGCUAAUGGGAUUCUAUCUUAUCACCAUUGGUAUUCAGGACUACCGAUAUAGGAACGAGUAUUACAAAGUGGUCCUGGACUGGGUCAGCUCUUGGCAAUGCGUAGCCAUUGGCACUCUGGCGGUCAGCUCCUCGGAGGUAUCCAUGUUAAUACUGGCCUUCAUGUCGCUGGAACGCUUCCUGCUCAUUGCGGAUCCCUUUCGCGGACAUCGCAGCAUCAGUGUGCGUAUCAUGUGCUUCUCCCUGUUCUGCAUUUGGCUGACGGGCGUGGGCCUAGCUGUGGCCCCCGUGGUGCUCUGGAAUUCAAGCACCAAGUUCUAUGGCGCUCACUCCGGUACCUGUUUUCCCCUGCACAUACACGAGGCCUAUCCCUUAGGAUGGCAGUACUCGGCGUUUGUCUUCCUGGGUGUCAAUCUGCUGCUGCUCGUGAUGAUCGCCCUGCUCUAUACGGCGCUGUUGAUCUCCAUUUGGCGAACGCGAAGUGCCACGCCACUGUCCCUGCUGGACUGCGAGUUUGCGGUGCGUUUCUUUUUCAUUGUGCUCACGGAUGUGCUCUGCUGGGUGCCCAUCAUAGUCAUGAAAAUCUGGGUGUUCUUCAACUACAAUAUAUCGGACGAUAUAUACGCCUGGCUGGUGGUCUUCGUGCUGCCCCUCAACUCGGCCGUCAAUCCUCUGCUGUAUACCUUCACCACGCCCAAGUAUCGCAAUCAGAUCUUCCUGCGCGGCUGGAAGAAAAUCACCUCACGCAAGCGGGCCGAAACGGCCAAUGGUAAUGCGGGCACGAUCACAACUGGCACGGCGACAGGCUCCUCACAGCAUCCGGAAGAGUCCACCACGAUUGCUAAGGCCAUGCCGCUGGCCCUGACGUUGGCCAACUGAAUGAUGUCCACGGGGAGUUUGAACAUGUAUACCAUCAUCAGA